Pistacia vera is the source of this 2735-nucleotide messenger RNA. RefSeq names its product serine/threonine protein phosphatase 2A 57 kDa regulatory subunit B' kappa isoform-like. Gene Ontology annotation, cellular component: protein phosphatase type 2A complex. The record is from RefSeq and is a predicted model, not a curated record. Gene Ontology annotation, molecular function: protein phosphatase regulator activity. Bases 643 to 2202 code for a protein of 519 amino acids. NCBI's taxonomy places the organism in Eukaryota, Viridiplantae, Streptophyta, Magnoliopsida, Sapindales, Anacardiaceae. The transcript is spliced from 2 exons. Gene Ontology annotation, biological process: signal transduction.
GUUAUCUUGUGUGUGGACGAUUUCCAUAAACUUGAUCUGGGUUGCCUUUCUUACUUUAUAGAAUUGGAACUUGUUCCUUUUGUAACUCUUGAGGUUCACUGUAUCUAGAUGCUCUACUAGUGUAAUGUAGUAAUGCUGAUUUUUGACUUGGAGUAUGCAUCGUGUCAACAAUAAACUAUAUUGUUGUGCCUCUGAAACUACUGCUUAGGACUUUUCAUGGUGUAUUUCCAGUAAAUAAUAACCUAGCUAUUUUAUUGUAAUUUUUUACCAUGCUAUGUUUUUGUCUUCCUGUUGCCAUUAUCAUUUUUCGGACUUUAUAUGAGUUUUAGUAUUAUUUUCAGUGGCUUCUAUUAUUGAUCCAUUCUGUUAAAAUUAUUGUAUAUAGUCCUCUCUGAAUGCUUUUAUCUGCAGAUAUUGUGUCAUGAGAUUAAGAAUUUAAGUCUAGGAUAAGAUCUUCUGUAUUAACAAAUUUUAGCAUGAAUCCAUUUGUCUGCAACUGAAUCAUAAUUGUUGAAUCACUUCUGAAUUACUCUGAAAUUUCUGUACUGAUAUUCAAAUCCUAGACUGUCUCAGUUUCUUUUGCUAGUGUAUUGCUACGUCAACCCUUCCCUUCCACUUUCUGAUUCUUUCUGUAUCCCGUAAAUGAAUUUCAACUGUGGUCCAGACACUUAUUCUGCUGAAGAUUGCUGCAUUCCCACCAUGCUCAAGCAAAUUCUAAGCAAACUUCCUCGGAAGUCACCAAAAUCUGACCCACUAGAUUCAGCUGAGACUAAUUCUGGCAACAAUGUAAUUCAAUGUACAAACGGAGGGAAUAGUCUUUCAACUCGACUGAGUGUUGUUAAACGAGUCUCUUCAGCUGUUUUUCCUGCAAGCAUCAUGGCUGGAGUGGAAGCUGUGGAGCCUCACCUAUCCUUCAAAGAUGUGUCAAAUCAGCAAAAGCAGAACCUAUUUGUCAGUAAGUUGAAUCUUUGCUGUGAGGUUUCUGAUUUCAGCGAUCCUGAGAAGAAUAAUGCUCAGCAAGAUCUUAAACGACAGACACUGAUAGAACUUGCUGAUUUUGUUUCUUCUGGAUCUGCAAAAUUCAGUGAACCAGCAAUUUCUGCAAUGUGUAGAAUGUGUGCAAUUAACCUGUUUAGGGUUUUUCCACCCAAGUGUCGUUCUAAUGGUACUGGUGGUGAAGCUGAAGAUGAAGAACCUAUGUUUGAUCCUGCUUGGUCACAUUUGCAAAUUGUGUAUGAUCUACUCCUGCGGUUUACCAGUUAUAGUUCUCUUGAUGUGAAGGUGGCAAAAAAGUAUGUAGAUCAUUCAUUUAUUUUGAGAUUACUUGAGCUCUUUGAUUCGGAGGACCCAAGAGAAAGGGACUGUUUGAAAACAAUUUUGCACAGAACUUAUGGGAAAUUCAUGGUACACCGGCAUUUUAUUCGACAAGCUGUUAGCAAUAUCAUAUAUCGUUUUGUUUUUGAAACUGAACGGCAUAAUGGAAUUGCCGAGCUGUUAGAAAUAUUUGGGAGUAUUAUUAGUGGGUUUGCAUUGCCACUGAAGGAAGAACACAGAAUAUUCUUAUGCAGAGCUUUGAUUCCUCUACACAAGCCAAAAUCAGUGGGUAUUUAUCAUCAACAAUUAACAUAUUGUGUUGUACAGUUUAUAGAUAAGGAUCCAAAGUUGGCAACUACUGUGAUUAAGGGACUGUUGAAGUACUGGCCAGUAACAAAUAGCCAGAAAGAGUUGAUGUUUAUAAGUGAGUUGGAAGAGGUUUUGGAGAUGACUAGCAUGACCGAGUUCCAGAAGAUAAUGGUCCCACUUUUUCGGCGCAUAGGAUGCUGCCUCAAUAGCUCCCAUUACCAGGUAGCUGAACGGGCUCACUUGCUGUUGAACAAUGAACACGUCCUUAAUCUUGUUAAACAAAACCGCCAAGUCAUUGUGCCUCUUGUCUUCUCGGCUCUUGAACGGAAUGCCCAGAAUCACUGGAACCAAGCAGUACUUAAUCUGACACAAAAUGUAAGGAAAAUGUUCUGUGAAAUGGAUGAAGAGCUAGUUCUUGCUUGCCAACAUAAAGUAGAGGAGGAAAAUUCCCUAUUAAUUGUGGAAGCUGAGAAGCGCAAAUUGACUUGGCAACGCCUGGAAACUGCGGCUGGCUUCCAACCCUCUGCUGAUUAUAUUAUGACUCCCAUGAAGCCUGCCAUAUGCUCUGUCGCAUGCUAAUUGCUUGAGCAUGUUAUUUGGAAAAGAAAAGAAACAUACUACAUCAGCUCGAUUGCCGAAACAGAAGUUGGUUGUUGAAUUUGGGCAGGUUUAGGAUGCAAAUAGGGUUUGUAUCUAUACUAAGAUGUUGUGUGGAGCAGUAAUGCUGCUGUGAUAAAGGUUUAUUUGACAUUUGGGUGUCUAGUCGGAAGAGCCCUUUUGCUUGCAGUUGUGUAUUGACGUCUCCUUAUAUCAUUGUCAAAGGCUGUUUGUUUUGCCCAGAAUUUAUUCUUGUAAGAAUUGUAUUUUCUUUUCUGGUUAAGAAUAUGAAGAUCCUGGUUUCGACACCAGAAUACUAUAGGAUGUGCAUUUGAGGCUAGUCUUGUAUUAAAGUCUAAAUGUGAUCGCCAUAGCUACUUGGUGGUGGUAUUUUGGGACAAUGGUACUGCUGAGUUUUUCAUCCUAACAAUCAAAUUCAAUCUGCACCAAUCAGUCAUUUUAAGAAAAAAAAGUUAUAAUAAAAUUAGUCAUUAGCUCGUCUUGUAACGUCCGGA